This is a messenger RNA of Clarias gariepinus (North African catfish), 4792 nucleotides long. RefSeq names its product kinesin-like protein KIFC3. The record is from RefSeq and is a predicted model, not a curated record. NCBI's taxonomy places the organism in Eukaryota, Metazoa, Chordata, Actinopteri, Siluriformes, Clariidae. Bases 564 to 3323 code for a protein of 919 amino acids. Gene Ontology annotation, biological process: microtubule-based movement. Gene Ontology annotation, molecular function: microtubule motor activity; microtubule binding; ATP binding. The transcript is spliced from 20 exons.
CCAGAGUUUUAACCAUUUGAGCCACCACUGCCCCUAUGUCAGCAUGGUCCCACAAGUACAUUUUUGCAGUAUUCUUUUCCUGAUGCAACCUUUUUUACCCAGGCUUGGGACCAAAACCUAAUAAUUAUACAUCAUAUGUGCUAUUUACUAAAAGGCUAUUAUUUGUUAAUAUUGUGAGGACAUGCUUAAUUACUAUUAUAAUAGAUUAGAGACUAUACUAGUCUCUAGUGUCAGUGCUUAGUAACAGUCAGAGAUAACGUUGUAGAAUUGAAUUUUUCAACAAGGGACAAUCCAGGCACCCUCAUGCCCUAAGUCUUCUGGGAUAGGCUCCAGUGUCCGUGCUGGAGGUGGAGGGGGAGGAGUAGAAGGAAGCGUAGUGGUAGAUGAGCUUGGAUCAUCAGCACCACAGAGAGCUACAAUCUGGGCUUAGAGGAAUGUAUGAAGAGAAAAAUGCUGCUGCCGGUCCUGCUUGAUGUAUGGCACAAGCAGAGUGGGGGAUGUUCUAAAGGCGCCGCAGUGUGAGUUCCUCCAGCUGACAGUGAGUAAAGCGUACCUCGGGAAAGAUGUAUGCCUUCUACUCUCUGCUGGUUUACAUCUUCUACACUGUCUUUAAGAAGGACGAGGAGACCGCACUAGAAGGGGCAUGCGGAGAGACUACGGAGGAGCCUGGUCAUGUUUCCAUGGAAACAGGGAGCAGGAGGAAAGGUGGCCACACCCCCAGGUUGGGUAAAAGGCAGUGUGACAGAAUCAGUGAGUCAAGCAGCAGCAGCAGUGACAGCGAUGACCCGUCUCUCAGUGAUGAAGAUAGUGAAAUCAAUGACAGUUAUGCAAUCCCAGCCAAAACACCUCUGGCAGCCUUCCUGUCCUUCAAGCAGGAAACAGAAAGGAGAAGAGUUUCCACUGUCCAAACCGAGACAGGGGAAAAGGUGUUCGAGUCUCCUCUGGUGGCCGUCAUGUCCCAUCUGCUGAGCUUUCUGGAGCAGUACUCACACCUGCAACAGCUGCAGCAGCAGGCCGAGCAGUACCGCAUGCAGCUGCGCAGACACCGCGUGCAGCACCGGCGAAAGAUGAAAGCCCUGCGCAGCUCCUACAGGCAGCGCCUCCGUGACAAGAGCAGCGUCAUCCACAGCCUAGAAGAGGCCAUUGCUCAGCAGCACACCCCUUCACCUGACAAUGACACAGGGUCUCCAGGCCUGCAUAAGUUGGUGCAGUCCCUUUGUGGCCUACAGGGGGAGAGGAGUUUGCUGCGGGGCGAGCUGCGUCUUCUCCACUCACAGCUGGAGCAGAGAGAGCAGGACCGCCACUGCAAAGUACAAGCCUUCCAACAGCAGAUUGAUGAGCUGAAGAGUUGCAUUGAGGAGCGAGAAGAAGAGCUGUCCAAGCUCCGCAGUGCAUCUGGAGCAACAGACUCGGAAAAGCGUAUAGUGUGCUUGUCAGCUGAGAAUGAGAGUCUGAAACAGAGCCUGUCAGUGACUCAGGGCCUCCUGCAGCAGCUGUCCAUCAUCCCAUCUCAGUCCAGCUCCCUGAUUAUUAAGGAGAACGAGAACCUGCGUAGCCGUGUGCUGCAGCUGGAAAGCACUCUGCAGCAGCGGGCUGAGCAGCUCUCACGUCUGGAGCGCCAGAGCGAGCAGGACCAGUGGCGUCGGGGAGAGGAGCUCAGGAGACGAGACGAGAGAGUGAAGGAGCUUCAGCUCGAGCUGGACAAGGAACGCAGCAAGGAGCCUAUAGUCAAAUAUGUCACUCAGACGGUAGAGGUAGAGUCGCCAUCAACAGUGAGGCAACUCACUGAGACUAGAGAGAAAAACGACCAACUGAAACAGAGGUUGUCGAGCCAAAAAGAAAGGUGCAAACAGCUGGAGGAGAAAAUCAGACGCUCUGAUGAAGUUAGCUGUAAUCUUCAGCAUAAGAUUGCAGCAUAUGAGAGAGAGAUUGGGACACUGCAGGCAGAGCUGAUGAAAGAGAUUGUGCAUCUGGAGGAAAAAAAAGAAGCAGCUGUUAAGGCAGCUGCAAACUGUUCACAGGAGCAGGUUCAGAGCCUGCAGGAUCAAUUCAUGACGCUACAGCAGCGUCUGAACGCUCUCCCUCCCACCCUGCGAUCCAUGAAGACAGACUAUGCCAGUCUGCGUACUCAGGUCCGCAAUUUUGCUGAUUUUUAUGGAUCAGCCAUCAAAGAGGCCAAGAAACAGAUUUCAGCAGCAAUAACAGAAAUGUCCGAGGCCAAUAAGGAUCUUCUGGAGAAAUACAGGAAAGAGGUUGCUCUUCGCAGGAAAUACCAUGAGCAGUUGGUAGAGCUAAAAGGCAACAUCCGUGUCCUGUGCCGUGUGAAACCAGUCCUAACAGAGGACCAGCAUGACGAAUGCCAGGCUGUCGCUGUGACCACAGACCCUCACAAUGAAUCUGCACUCACUGUCCUGAGUAAGGGCAAAGCAAAGACCUUUGAGCUGGACAAAGUCUUUCACCCUCAGGCUACUCAAGAGGAGGUGUUUCAAGAAAUCGAGCCCCUGAUUACCUCCUGCAUUGAUGGAUAUCAUGUCUGCAUCUUUGCUUACGGCCAGACAGGCUCAGGGAAGACCUACACCAUGGAGGGUCCAGUGGAGAACCCAGGCAUUAACCAGCGAGCUCUAAAGCAUCUUUUCAAUGAGAUCGAGGAAAGGAAGGACAUGUGGACCUAUACUGUCACUGUCAGUUCAGUGGAAAUCUACAAUGAAGUUCUCAGAGAUCUGCUAAGUAAAGAUGGAGAGAAGCUGGACAUCAAAAUCAAUCCUGAUGGCACAGGUCAGCUACACGUGCCUGGUCUCAGGAUUAAAGAAGUCAAAAACUUUCAGCAUAUCAAAAAAAUCCUGGCAACAGCACGCAGAAACAGGAUAACAUUCGGAACGCAAAUGAACCAGCACAGUUCUCGUUCCCACGCUCUGCUCACCGUCUCAGUGCAAGGAACAGACCUCGCGUCCGGCACCAAAACCACUGGUAAGCUGAAUCUGGUGGACCUGGCUGGUUCGGAGCGUGUGUCCAAGUCAGGGGCAGAGGGCGAGAGGCUAAAGGAGGCCCAGAACAUCAAUCGCUCAUUGCUGGCACUUGGGGACGUGAUCCAGGCCCUGAGGGGCCGCCAGACCCACAUCCCCUUCAGGAACUCACGCCUCACGUACCUGCUGCAGGACUCACUGGGCAAGGGCAACAAAACAGCCAUGGUGGUGCAGAUUUCCUCACUGGAGAAGAAUGUCGACGAGACGCUGUGCUCGCUCAAGUUUGCACAGCGUGUGUGUAAAGUGGAGCUUGGCCCUGCUGCACGCAAGAUUGAAAGUGGGGGCCACUGUGAUAACUAAAAAGAACUCCCACUGCACACUUUUGAAACUAGAAAUCCAGGAAUGUUUUUGUCUCAAUUUUUGUGUAAAAAAGACUUUCAUGUUUAAUUAAGGGCUAUGGUUCAGGAAGCCACAUAAGUAGCAUCUAUUCUUAAGAGCCAUGGUUAAUACCCGAUAGUACAAAAAUUGGCUUGGCUUCUUUCUACAGGCUGAGCGGCAUGUCCAAGUGCAAUGCGUGUAGAUUUCCUCACUGCACUUUUACUACAUUCUAGAAAACAUCAUCUUACUGGCCAUCAACUACUUAUCGGUGAAUAAGCACAUUUCAUCGAUCAGACUUUGGUGCAUUAAAAAAUAAAAGGUCAAGACAAGUUUAUCCACUCUAACCACCGUAUCAUCACUUUCCAGGUGUCUACCAUCGCUUCCUCAGUCAUUCGAUGCACAUGUAGAAGUUUUCAGGUUAACACUAUGAUGUGUGACAGCCGCUGAUCUGCACUGAGGUGGUGAAUGUGUGUUUGUGAUUAUGUAACUGUAUGAUGCUAUGUUUUGUGUUCACUUAUAUCUUUAUCCUUAGGCAUUGAUGUGGCAGAACACAGGAAAAAAAGGACGAAUUUGGCUUUAAUAUUUUUCCUGCAGAAACGGUACUUCAUGUUUUUACAAUUCCUAAAUAUAUUCCACCAAAAUAAUGUGGAAACUUUAUUGGAUUUUCUUUUUUUUUGUCAAGGCUUUCUGGUUGGAAGUUAACUCCAAAAGUUAACCAGGUUAAGAGUUUUCCGAAGCUGCCACACCAAUGAAAGCCAGAUCUUAUCAUAUUUACAGUACGUGUGGUAAAAAUAGUGGUUUUCUUAAUACUCAUUUAACCUCGCAUUUCUUUUUAAUAAUAGUAUAUAAUCAGGUCAUGUUGAUUAUUCUCAAUAGUGCAAUGUUUGUGGGAGGCUCAUAAAGGAGUAAUAAUAGUAAUUAAUAUUGCCUGAGCAGAUGUUUUAUUAGCCAUUAUUUUUACUGUAGACAAAAAAAGAAGAAAAAUUAGGAAUUUACUUUAUUAUAAAACUAGGUGCUUUGUCCAUAGAACUAGGGGAUAUAUAUUUUGUAUUUAGUUUUGCCUGUGCCAUUUUCUGUUAAUAUAUACAUUCAUAUUUAUACAAAAGUUAAUGUAGAUAGAUUCAUAUUUAUUUAAUUUAUUUAACAUCACAUGGGGCUAAGAAUUUAUGAGAAUUUGUGGAAUCAUUAAUGGAAGGUGAACACAACCUAUAUAACCACUACAUUCUGAUUUAUCUCAAUCAAAAAAUACUUUAAUUCAGUUUCCAUCCUGGAAUUUUUAUUUUGGAUUAUGAAGGUAAAUAUAUGUUUGCUCAUUAAUAAAGCCAAAUACAGAAGCAGUGUUUUUCUUAUAAACACAAGGACUGUCCUUGGCAUUCUUACAGAUUUCGACACACUGACUUUGGGCUUUAAAACUUUCCUGAUUACUUGUUUAUCAGUGACACCAGAGAGAA